Molecule: messenger RNA, 561 nt
Organism: Orbilia oligospora ATCC 24927
Lineage: Eukaryota; Fungi; Ascomycota; Orbiliomycetes; Orbiliales; Orbiliaceae
Exons: 1
Coding region: 1-561 (186 amino acids)
Molecular function (GO): acyltransferase activity, transferring groups other than amino-acyl groups
Source: RefSeq, a predicted model, not a curated record
AUGGCGUCCAUUCAAGAAAAUCUAAAGAAUCGUUCCUGGCGGAAGGACCAGUUUUUGAUCUCAACAGACCCCAGUCUAUUUCCUCUAAAACGAGUCAUUGAAGUUUUCGAUUCAAGAGACUUUUACUGGGCGAAACCGGUGCCGGUAGAGGCAAUGGAAGAGAUGCUCAAAAGUUCUCUCUCAUUCGGAGUAUACGAACAAACUAUCCCAGAAAACUCAACAGAUUCGACACCAGAAUCUAAAUUUAUCGGCAUUGCACGUCUUAUCACCGACUAUGUCACCUUCUCAUACCUCACUGAUGUAUGGAUUGAUUCCGCUUACCAAGGGAAAGGACUGGGGACCUGGUUGAUCCAGUGUGUGCAGGAAGCUACCAACCAGAUGCCGUAUCUACGACGGACCAUGCUUUUCACGGCGGAUUGGGAGCGAUCGGUUCCAUUUUAUGAGAAGUUGAUGGGAAUGACUGUUGUUGAGACGCCCCGGGGCGGCGGGUUAGCAUUUAUGGAGGUUAAGGGUAAAGGACAUCCAUGUUAUGGUAGCGAUGGAUAUAAUUACGAUGUAUGA